GUUUUUUCUAUUGUCACUUAAUUUUAGUAACUCAUGAAUUUAAUGCCCUUAAUCGUUAUUGAUUGAGUUAUAUAAAUGUCAUAUCUCAAGGUUUAAAGAAUCAGCAACACAAUGAAGGGUAAUCCUUAUAACCUUGCUGUCUUGACACGACUUGCAAUAAUAUUUUCUUUCCUUCUCUUUGCUUUCACCACCGAAUGCUCUGAGACAUGUAGCAAAACUUGCGUGGCUCGCGAAUGUGAUUCCGUCGGAAUUCGGUACGGGAAAUAUUGUGGAAUAGGUUACACAGGAUGUCCCGGAGAAGUUCCGUGCGACGACGUUGAUGCCUGCUGUAAAUUACACGAUGAAUGUGUCCGCACUGGUGGCAUGACCAAUGCAAAAUGCAGUAGGAAACUCAGGAACUGCUUAGCAAGAGCACUGAAAUCUGGAAAGGUUGGAUUUUCUAAGGAUUGCCCUUAUAGUAUAGUUGUGCCUUUAAUGUCAAAGGCAUGGAUGCCGCCAUCAUACUCAACUCAGUUGAGAGUGUUUUAAAAAAUGUCUUUGGUCCUUGAUCAUCUGUUUUAUUUAAAAGUUGGUAUAGAGUCUUUUUUUUUUUUUUUUGAACCAAACAAUAAGUUCGACUAUAUAAAAAAAUGGAGAUACACUUACUAUGUUAUUUAAGAUUGUGAAUGUUAUUGGGAAUGUUUUUCCCAAGAUUAUUGUAUCUAAUUAAAUAUCUAAUACUAUG
Messenger RNA from Rubroshorea leprosula, 724 nucleotides. Lineage: Eukaryota; Viridiplantae; Streptophyta; Magnoliopsida; Malvales; Dipterocarpaceae. The record is from the annotation of a GenBank genome assembly.